This is a messenger RNA of Scleropages formosus (Asian bonytongue), 2707 nucleotides long. Its product is annotated as mesoderm induction early response protein 1-like. Gene Ontology annotation, cellular component: nucleoplasm. Gene Ontology annotation, molecular function: histone deacetylase binding; transcription corepressor activity. Lineage: Eukaryota; Metazoa; Chordata; Actinopteri; Osteoglossiformes; Osteoglossidae. The record is from RefSeq and is a predicted model, not a curated record. The transcript has 13 exons. Bases 31 to 1503 code for a protein of 490 amino acids. Gene Ontology annotation, biological process: negative regulation of transcription by RNA polymerase II.
CCCCUUACACGACCCUUCAUUAUAGCAAACAUGGCGGAGCCCUCCGUUGGGAGUUCGAGCCCAGGAGGUUCAGCUGGCUCAGAUGACCAUGAAUUCGACCCUUCAGCUGAGAUGCUUGUUCAUGACUACGAUGAUGAAAGAACCCUAGAUGAAGAGGAGAUGCUUGAGGGGGAGACAAACUUUUCCAAUGAGAUUGAGGACCUUGCUCGGGAAGGAGAAAUGCCCAUUGAGGAGCUCUUGAGUCUGUAUGGGUACACGAGUGGUGGCUCCCCUGAAGAGGAGGAAGAUGAAGACGAAGAGGAAGAUUGCGGCGAGGAGGAGGAUAUUGAAGAUGCAGAUAAUGAUGAAAACAGCAGAAGUACUGGGGAACUCAAAAGGAGUCAGGAUCAGAGAAUGAAGGAUUCUUUUGGGCCAGAGGAUGAAACUCAGUCCUCAAAUGAUGACCGCUCUCAGUCUGUCAUUUGUCAGGAUAAUGCAGAGUCUAUUCGUCCACGGAGAUGCAAGUAUUUUGAAAGUAAUGAUGCUGAAGAAGAGUCUGAGGAGGAUGAAGACUAUAUUCCGUCUGAAGAUUGGAAAAAGGAGAUCAUGGUAGGGUCAAUGUAUCAGGCAGAAACACCUUUGGGACUUUCCAAAUAUAAGGACAAUGAGAGAGUGUAUGAAAACGAUGAUCAGUUACUAUGGAACCCAGAUUUGCUUCCUGAAGAUGAAGUUGUACAGUUUUUAACGGAGGCUUCCAAGCGUACAGGCGAGGAAAAGGGCGUGGAUGCCAUUCCUGAGGGCUCUCACAUCAAAGACAAUGAGCAGGCAUUGUAUGAAUUAGUUAAAUGUAACUUUGAUACUGAAGAGGCUUUAAGAAGAUUAAGAUUUAAUGUAAAAGCAGCCAGAGAAGAGCUGUCAGUGUGGACAGAGGAAGAAUGUAGAAAUUUUGAACAAGGCCUAAAAGCCUAUGGAAAGGAUUUUCAUUUAAUACAAGCAAACAAGGUGAGAACUAGAUCUGUAGGAGAAUGUGUGGCCUUUUAUUACAUGUGGAAGAAAUCUGAGCGUUAUGAUUUCUUUGCACAGCAAACCAGGCUUGGGAAAAGAAAAUACAACCUACAUCCAGGUGUAACGGAUUACAUGGACCGGCUGUUGGACGAAACGGAGAGUGCUGCAUCCAGCCGUGCAGCCUCUCCACCGUCCACCACACCCAACAGCAGCACUAGCCAAUCCGAGAGAGAUGACAGCAGCAACCAAAACGGAGUAUUAAGUCAUAGUGUGAGUGACACUCAGUCCAGUUCCAAUGAGGCAAAAUGUGAAGGGGUCCUAACAAAUGGGCCAGUCCUCUGCCCAGACCACCUAGCUACAGACAAAGACUCCAAUGGCUGUGACAUGGACCCAUUUGGCAGUGGUCAGGAGCGCAUGGAUGGCAGCUAUGAAAGGCCCCCCAAGAGGAGGCGGACAGAGGGUGACCUGCAAGGUGACAUGGACCCUUCUGCUAGUAUGUCCAAGCCUGAGGAGGACUGACCAUAGCGGUGAACCAAACAGCUGGACAGCACCAGGAUAAGCAUAGCUACUCAGUGGUCCGUUUUACAUCCCAAAGUCGAGCAGCUACUAGAGCUCAGAAGAAUGCAUUCUUAUUCCCUUUUAAGAGACAUAUGGAAGUUGAAAAUAAUUCUAUUUGUAUUAGAAAUUGCUGGUAAUAUUUUUGUAUUUGCAAGAUAUUUAUAUUUUUAUGAUACACAGUAGUAGUAACUGCUAUGAAGCCAUUUGACACAACACAACAGGUGUUUGGUAAGCCAGCCAUCUGUCUCAGAAGGAGAUGUUGGGUCUUCACUGGCACACAGCGUUGCACUUUCUAUUUUUUGGUGGUUUUUUUUUUUGGUGUCAACAAGAGGGGUUAGCAUCACCGCUACAUUGCACCCAGGCAAAUAAAUACUUGGACUCCAGAAAGCCUUAAAUAUACCUUGUUCAGCAAAUGAGCCGCCAGGGCAUUCCCACGGUUUGUUUAUGUAAAGAUCGGCAUCAGUGAUGUCCUGUAUAUUAACUUUUAAAUGGGCAGUUAAAGUUGUAUUUUUCCAGUGCAGUAGUGCUCUUUGCUCCUAAGUAAAGCAAAUUUCUGUACAAUUUGUAUAGGCUUGUUUUGUACAGUUCUUACUGUUUUGAUAACCAAACAAACAUACUUCAGCAUUUUUCCUUUUUUCCUGCUUGUUUUGGACUGUGUUUGGGUAGAAAUGGUAUUAUGGAGUUUGACAGUUGUUCAUGCUAAAAGCAAUGCUCACUGUUUGUGAUCAGUUUUUCUUGUAAAACAAAGCAUAAUGACUAAACCACAACCCUGUGUUUACUGUGGACAGAUUGUCAUAUAGUACUGAUUAGAGGUGGGCGCUAAUAACUGUAGAAAAUUUGAAAGCUGCUGCAUGCUAGUCACUCCUCGACAUGUUUAUGGUGGCUGUUCGUUCCGGGGUCAGGAAGACCUCACACCUCAAUGCACUAAGAUCCUUGAUGUUCUGUUUGUAUGCUUAAGACACUGUUUCAAGUCAGUUGCUGCUGUCUGGAUGUUCUGAAAUAGUUUUGCUACUUUGUAUUUUCUGCUUUAAAUUGCAUUCCCAAAUGUUUAACAUGAAGUUUGUCUUAAAGCUUUGGCCUCAAGUAAUUUAGGCAUUUUAAUCUUUAGUAAUUUUUCAAAGUAGUUUUGUUCUCAUUAAACAAUACCGUGUAUACCUAUACAUCA